Rhodamnia argentea is the source of this 1180-nucleotide messenger RNA. Its product is annotated as transcription factor bHLH94-like. Lineage: Eukaryota; Viridiplantae; Streptophyta; Magnoliopsida; Myrtales; Myrtaceae. Gene Ontology annotation, biological process: regulation of transcription by RNA polymerase II. Gene Ontology annotation, molecular function: RNA polymerase II cis-regulatory region sequence-specific DNA binding; DNA-binding transcription factor activity, RNA polymerase II-specific; protein dimerization activity. The transcript is spliced from 3 exons. The record is from RefSeq and is a predicted model, not a curated record. Bases 255 to 1070 code for a protein of 271 amino acids.
CCCCUAUAAAUUAACCAUAGACAGAGACACGGAUUCAAUCAGAACUCACUCGGACUCGGGACAGAGCAAGAGAAGAGAACUUGCUGUUUAAGGUAAAACUUCCAUUUCUCCUACAGAGGCAAUCCCCGUUGCUUCUCCUGCAUCGUUACACUACACCCAUCUCAGCUCUUGAACACCCACACUCUCCUCUGUCUCUCUCUGUUUCUGACACCAAUCAAAGGAAAGAAGAUAGUGAAUUGGAAGGUGGAAUCCGAAUGGCCUUGGAGACGGUGGUGUUUCAGCAAGACCCGUUCAGCUGUUACGGCGGGGCUUGGACCCAUCACGUCGGGUCCGGCUGCUUCGGAGACGACGAGAAGACCCGCGUUCACGAGUCGGCUGCACUGAGCUUGAACGCCGCUGAGGCCGAGGCCGCGAUGAACGUGGACUUAGACGGCUGGGAUGCCGAGGGAGGAUUAGCGGGGGUGUCGGCGUCGCCGCCGCCGAUGGCGGCCAUAGCGGGGCGGAGGAAGCGGAGGAGGACAAGGAUGGUGAAGAACAGUGAUGAUGUGGAGAGCCAGAGGAGGACCCACAUUGCGGUGGAACGCAACCGCCGGAAGCAGAUGAACGAGUACCUCGCCGUGCUUCGCUCCAUGAUGCCGCCUUCCUACGUCCAAAGGGGGGACCAGGCAUCAAUAAUAGCAGGGGCAAUCAACUUCGUGAAGGAGCUAGAGCAGCAUCUCCAAUCCCUCAAAUCCCAGAAGCAACCUGAGCAAGUCAACGAGCCUAGGUCAGCCUCGCCCCCCAACGAUCACUUCUCCUCCCUCUUCUCCGACUACUUCAACUUCCCGCAGUACUCGACCCGGCCGGACGGCUCACGCGGGCCCGACACCCGGCCGGCGGCCGCCGACGUGGAGGUGACCCUGGUCGACAGCCACGCCAACAUCAAGGUCCUGUCCCGGAACCAGCCGAGGCAGCUGCACAAGAUGGUGGUCGGGCUUCACUCCCUCCGGCUCGGGGUCCUUCACCUCACCCUCACCACGGUCCAUAACAUGGUCUUGUACUCGUUCAGCGUCAAGGAGUUGAUCUACUAAACAAAUGCGAUUGUUUGAUUAGAGGUUGGGUUUUGUGGUUUUGUGAGGCAGGUUGAGGAUAGUUGCCAGCUCACCUCAAUGAACGAGAUCGCAACUGCUGUGUACGAGAU